Salvelinus fontinalis (brook trout) is the source of this 4563-nucleotide messenger RNA. RefSeq names its product unc-93 homolog B1, TLR signaling regulator (gene unc93b1). Gene Ontology annotation, cellular component: lysosome; endosome. NCBI's taxonomy places the organism in Eukaryota, Metazoa, Chordata, Actinopteri, Salmoniformes, Salmonidae. Gene Ontology annotation, biological process: intracellular protein transport; toll-like receptor 3 signaling pathway; toll-like receptor 9 signaling pathway. The record is from RefSeq and is a predicted model, not a curated record. The coding region runs from base 197 to 2077 and encodes 626 amino acids. Gene Ontology annotation, molecular function: Toll-like receptor binding. The transcript is spliced from 13 exons.
GAAGUGAGCACACAGCGGAGUUUCGUUUCCCUAAUGAAAGUUUUAAUUUGGGAUCUGAGCUUUAGCACCAGAAAGGAGAAGCUCAAGUACAGUAGUACGCGACGGGGUACCAAGAAAGAAUACGCAGUUUUAUUCGUGCACAUGGCAAUACAAAAGCCCUGAAGUGCGACAGAACGACGCCGAUCCCGACACAAUAAUGAUGGCGGAGGCCGACGCGGAAGAGAACGUGUACCGUGAGGCUGUGGCGGAGUCGCCUGUUGCGCCCCCUAAUGGCGACAUUAACAUUGACGACCUGUUACCCGACGGUCCUCAGGGGAAUAUUCAAGGACAGAUGGAGGAGUUCCUGGGCCCCCAGCCGGAGUACGAUGAGGAAGAGGAGGAGAAGAAGUAUUACAGGAGGAAGAAGCUGGGCGUGGUGAAGAACGUCCUGGGGGCCAGCGUCGGGGGCAUGAUUAUAUACAGUGUCUACAUGGGCCUGUUGCAGAUGCAGCUGAUCCUCCACUAUGAUGAGACGUACAGGGAGGUGAAGUAUGGUAACCUGGGUCUGGAGGACAUUGACAAGAAGAUGCUGAUGGGGAUCAACGUUACACCCAUCAUAGGCCUGUUAUACACCCCCAUACUCAUCAGGUUUCUGGGCACCAAGUGGAUGAUGUUUCUGGCCAGUGGAAUUUACGCUCUCUUCGUCUCAACCAAUUACUGGGAGCGAUACUACACACUGGUACCAUCGGCUGUGGCCAUUGGUGCAGCCAUUGUCCCGCUGUGGGCGUCAUUAGGGAACUACAUCACAAGGAUGGCACAACAGUACUACGAGUACGUCAACUAUAAGGAGGAUCACGUUCAGGAACAGAAGAAACUACCCAAGGGGGCGUGUCAUCGCUAUGUCAUCAUCUUCCAAUCCGUGUUCUUCAUCAUUUUCCAUCUCAGCCUGGUGUUUGCAGAGUUCCCCCAGCGCAUCUUCCUCCAGCAGUUCCUGAGUGACUACAACCACACACUGUACAACGUUAAACACUGUGGUGCGGAGGGCAGUGGUAUGAUUGUUGGUUUCAACAGGACCGUCCUGAAGCACCUCCCUCGCUCCCUGCUGCUCAUCCAGGUGGAGAGUGUUCUCAUGGGGGCCGCCUUCCUCUCCAUGAUCAUCUUCCUGGCGGUGUGCGGGGCUGCGUACCGCCCUACAGAGGAGAUCGAUCUGAGGAGUAUCGGCUGGGGGAACAUCUUCCAGUUGCCCUUCAAACACCUGAGAGACUACAGGCUGAGACUCCUCAUCCCCUUCUUCAUCUACAGUGGACUGGACGCACUCUUCUCUGUCACCGGACUCACUCUGUCGUAUGGUGUGUGUACGGUGGGUCUGGAGUGGCUGUAUCUCCUGGUGAUGGUCUAUGGUCUGUCCUGCUCCCUGUUCUCCUGCCUGUCCCUGUCCCUCCUCAGGCUGCCACGCUACGUCUCUCUGCUAGGGGGCGCUGUGAUCCACGCUCCUCUGCUGGUGUUCCUGCUGUUCUGGUCCCCGGCUCCACGCUCACCUGAUCAACUGCCUUACCUGCUGGUGGUGAUCGCCCUCUGGGGAAUGGGGUCUGCAUUGAAUAAGACUGGACUCAGCAUUCUCCUGGGUAUGUUGUAUGAAGAUAAAGAGAGACUGGACUUUGUCUACACCAUCUACCACUGGUGGCAGGCUAUCGCCAUCUUCAUAGUCUACCUGUGGACUGGACUCAUCAUGAGGGCCAAACUCUCCAUUCUAUUGGUCAUCUUGCUGCUGGCAUGCUUCUGCUAUUGGACGAUGGAGCGACGCCUGGCCAAGAACAUGCCUUUCAGACUGCCUCGCAUUCCCCGCCCCAAACACAAGGUUAAAGGUUAUCGUUACCUGGAGGAGGAAAACUCAGACGAGUCAAACACGGAGGAGAGUGAUGAGAAUGAUGAUGAAGAGACGCAGGAGGAGGUGAUCAGGGAGGACUUCGGCGGAGACGCAGGGUCGCAGGGCUCUGAUUCGACCAGGGAGAGGAGGGGAGGGGCUAGGGGUCGGCGCAGGAGGCAAGACGAUGAUUAUGAGCAAGCGGGGGAAAGGGAGGAGAGAGAGAAGGAGUGAUAGAGAGAGGGAGAGGGAUAGAGAAAGAGGGAGGAGAUUUCCUCUACUCUAGGUGUUCUCUAGCUAUCCUCUAGCUGUCCUCUAGGUAUCCUCUAGCUGUCCUCUAGGUAUCCUCUAGGUAUCUUCUAGGUAUCCUCUAGGUAUCUUCUAGCUGUCCUCUAGCUGUCCUCUAGCUAUCCUCUAGCUGUCCUCUAGCUGUCCUCUAGCUAUCCUCUAGCUGUCCUCUAGCUGUCCUCUAGCUAUCCUCUAGCUGUCCUCUAGGUAUCUUCUAGCUGUCCUCUAGCUAUCCUCUAGGUAUCCUCUAGCUGUCCUCUAGGUAUCCUCUAGCUAUCCUCUAGCCAUCCUCUAGCUAUCCUCUAGGUAUCCUCUAGCUGUCCUCUAGGUAUCCUCUAGCUGUCCUCUAGGUAUCUUCUAGCUGUCCUCUAGCUGUCCUCUAGGUAUCUUCUAGCUGUCCUCUGGCUGUCCUCUAGGUAUCCUCUAGCUGUCCUCUAGGUGUCCUCUAGCUGUCCUCUAGCUGUCCUCUAGGUAUCCUCUAGGUAUCCUCUAGCUGUCCUCUAGGUGUCCUCUAGCUGUCCUCUAGCUAUCCUCUAGGUAUCCUCUAGCUGUCCUCUAGGUAUCCUCUAGCUAUCCUCUAGCUAUCCUCUAGCUAUCCUCUAGCUAUCCUCUAGCUAUCCUCUAGCUAUCCUCUAGCUGUCCUCUAGCUGUCCUCUAGCUGUCCUCUAGGUAUCUUCUAGAUGUCCUCUAGCUGUCCUCUAGGUAUCCUCUAGCUGUCCUCUAGCUGUCCUCUAUGUAUCCUCUAGGUAUAUUCUAGCUAUCCUCUAGCUGUCUUCUAGGUAUCCUCUAGCUGUCCUCUAGGUAUCCUCUAGCUGUCCUCUAGCUGUCCUCUAGGUGUCUUCUAGCUGUCCUCUAGGUAUCCUCUAGGUGUCCUCUAGCUGUCCUCUAGCUGUCCUCUAGCUGUCCUCUAGCUGUCCUCUAGCUGUCCUCUAGCUAUCCUCUAGCUGUCCUCUAGCUGUCCUCUAGGUAUCUUCUAGCUGUCCUCUAGCUGUCUUCUAGGUACUUUCCCCAGUCCAGCUCUCUUACAUCAGUGCAGAUUAAGGAAAGGAGUUGAAUCAGAAGAAGAAACAAAACGGGUGUGUCUCAAAUUUAACCCUUUUUACUUCAUAGUGCCCUACUUUUGACCCCGAACUUUAACCCUGGUCAGAAGUUGUGCACUAUGAAUAAGGUCCCAUUUGGAACGCAGUCAGUACUGUAUGUCUAGGCUAUUGACACGCACCUAGAGGGGGAUUGACAUAUAUAGAUAAUAAACCCGGUCAUAAUUGAAGAGGUUCAUCCACAGGAGAAUAAAACAGAGCGGUACAGGAGAAUAAAACAGAGCGGUACAGGAGAAUAAAACAGAGCGGUACAGGAGGAUAAAACAGAGCGGUACAGAAGGAUAAAACAGAGCGGUACAGGAGGAUGAAACAGAGGUACAGGAGGAUAAAACAGAGCGGUACAGGAGGAUAAAACAGAGGUACAGGAGGAUAAAACAGGGGUACAGGAGGAUAAAACAGAGCGGUACAGGAGGAUAAAACAGAGCGGUACAGGAGGAUAAAACAGGGGUACAGGAGGAUAAAACAGAGCGGUACAGGAGGAUAAAACAGAGCGGUACAGGAGGAUAAAACAGAGCGGUACUGGAGGAAAGAGAAGAACGGGGUAUUUUAUACAGAACGAAAGAGGAUGAAGAAAGGACAGGAAUUCAGUUUCGAAGGUUUCCCAUAACACACUUGAAAAUGGAAGCAGUUAUUCACUUCAAAUAUAAACCAGUUUCCCUCUAGUGCACGAUCACAUGGGUUAUGGCCCAAAUGGCACGCUAUUUACUAUAUGGUGCACUCAUUUUGAACAGGGCCCAUUAGGGCUCUGGCCAAGAGUAGUGUACUAUAUAGGGAAUGGGGUGCCAUUUCGGACGCAGCCAUACUGUAUAGACACCUGAAACAUAUGUGAAGUUAGGUACGUCACUGGCACUUUUGACAGGGUACAUACAGGGCUCUGGUCAAAAGUAGUGCACUAUAGAGGGAAUAAGGUGCCAUCUGGGACACAGCCUUUGUGUUUCAACAGUAUCACUGUAUUGUAUUGUUAGUCAGCUGUGUUGUCAUGGUUCCUAGCUCAGGUGUUUUGUGUGGCCUACAUUUUAUGUUGUUUUUUUGUAAGGAAUUUAUUCAAUCAAUGAUUUUGAAGAAAUUGAAUAAUAGUCAUGAAUUAUAAUGAGAAUAUAUUGAUUGUAAUUGUUUUUUUUAUGACUGAAGUGAGUUUUGAAGUUGUUUUCUGAGUAUAAAGCUGGUUUUGUGCCUCUUGAUGUGGGUGUUCUGUUAUCAAAGACCAACUAUUAUCACCAUGGAGCUUAGUUCAUAAAAGUGAACACCUUAUAUGCUUAGUUAAAUAAAAAAGUCACUCCUACACAGUAAGAAAGCUGUAAAGAUAUAUAUAAUAAACAAAAAUACAUUCACUUA